Salvelinus namaycush (lake trout) is the source of this 3974-nucleotide messenger RNA. RefSeq lists its product as uncharacterized. Bases 91 to 3909 code for a protein of 1272 amino acids. The transcript is spliced from 10 exons. The record is from RefSeq and is a predicted model, not a curated record. Lineage: Eukaryota; Metazoa; Chordata; Actinopteri; Salmoniformes; Salmonidae.
GAUGAGAAACCGCGGGAGCAGUUCAGUGAUUCUCGCUAGUGCUGGAGGAGCGUGCAUUUUGGCAAGGAAAUGUACUGAUUUUGCAAGGACAUGGAGAAUAAAGAGUUCAAGGAGUCAGAGGUCAGUGGGAAUGACCUCACCCUCAUAGACCUGGAUGACCCCAUCAAUGACGGUGAUGUUAUGAAGGAAGACAGAUCUGAUAAAGAUCACAGAGAGGUUGAGAGACAGACCACGUUGGAAGAGGCUGUUCUAGAGACAGAUAUCCAAACUCUGUCACUAGAGGCUGAAGGAGAGAUUGAGAUGCAGGAGGCUGAUCUGAAGACAGAUGGCACGUCUCAGUCACAGAAGGUUGAAGGAGAGAGUGAGUUGGACGAGGCCGUUGUCAUCCCAUCUCAGUCACAGGAGGAGGCCAAAGGUGAGAGUGAGUUGAAUCAGGUUGAUCUGAAGACAGCCACAUCAACUCUGACACUGGAGGUCGAAGGAGAGAGUGUGAUGCAGGAGAGUGAUGAUCUACAAACAGCCGGGACAUCUCAAUCCCAGGAGACUGAACGAGUGGCAAAGGCUGCAGUGGUGACCUUCACUAGCGUGACCCGCAAGGCUGCAGCCUCCCAGACCAGCCUCACCCUCAGCAGGGGAAAGAGAAGCUACCCAGACCUACACACCUUUGUGCAGGACAUGAAGGAUGGGUCCAUGACUUCCUUGCUGAGUGAGGAUGAAGAGCGAUAUGUCUCCUCACCUGAGGGUGGUGAUAGAGAGAUGAGACACAGACCCCACUCAGCACCACUGAGAUCUGUGUUUGGAAUCUCUGAGGAUUCUGUCUUCAACAUGGUCCAGAGCGGCCAGUCGCAGAGUGACAUCGUACUGUCGUCCAAUCUGUCAUCAUCUAUUUCUGACUCCACCUUGAAGCAGUUGUGUUGUAGCUCUGCUGUUGCUGCAGCAACUGUCUGUCAAGCAAUCAAAACGGAGCUCGAGAGCCAGAGACCUACCAACCUGUCAGCCAGAGACCUACUAUCGUCUCUGUUAGAGACCAUUGAGGACAUGGAUAUCUCUGAUGUCCUCCAGGGCCCGUCGGCCAUUUUGGAGGAGGCUGCUAUGAUAAAGCACCCAGAGAUGUCCACCUCGAUAAUAUACAGGUCUUUGCUUCUCGACUCAUCUCUCGCCUCCUCUAACAUGGUAACUGAGAGCAUUAUCUUCAACAGUCCACGCCCAUCAGAGGAGAAUGUGAGUAUUCAGAAGGUGCUCCCUGCUGAUAAAGUUGACAUCCUCCAUGGUCAACCAGUGGAGGAGUAUAUCAUCAAAGCUGAACAAUGCAUCACUCAGGUCAUUCAGGAUGCAGCUGUGACAUAUACUGGCGUGCUGGAUAAAACCGACACUUGUGGGAAACUGUCGGAAGUUCUGUCUGUCUGUGUUUCCGCGGAGAAUAUUGAGGAGGCAUCCUCUGAUCUAUUUGGUGGAAUUAUUUCCGACCUGCAUGAGGUAUUUGAGGUCAAUAAGGCCUCCAUGCGUACGAAAUCAGGUCGCAAAAUGUUCUGGGUGGAAGUGAGUUCAGGUUCCCAGAAGAUUUAUACCAAAACCUUGGACAAACUGAGGAAGCUUUUCACCUCUCACCUUCUCACCGAGGGAAAAAAUACUCCUGUGCAAAUUGAGCUCUAUGACACUGGACUACUUGUAACUGAGACCACUGUGGAGGUAUCUCCUGUACAGAAGACAGACAGUAAUACCUCUUCUAUGUCCUCAGCCUCAGCCCACCAGCUCACCCUCGACACCUGCACUAAAGGGGUCAUCAAACAGGUGAUCUCGGUGCUGAGGUUGGAGACUUCAAAGGAAGACCGCUUCGCUUCCGUUGGGGAGAACACGUCAAAUGCGUCCUUCGACUUCAACCAGAAGUUGGACUCGAUAAUUUUGAAAUUGGAGGACCUCAGCAUUUCGAGUGACGUGACGUCAGCCGAGAUUGCCACGCUCACGCGAUCUCGUAGUGCAGCCAGCAGAACCUCUAACAUUUCCAUCCAGAGCUUUCACAGUGCUGAGUUCCGAGCUAAGGCCACAGAGAUUGUGCGUGAGGCCAUUCUCAGAGCUGCUAGCGAAGCCAACUGUUUUUUGCCACAGAGCAUGCUGCCUAGCAUCACCUUCUCACACCAUGUGGUUUCUACAACUGAAGAUAUAUUGAAAAUGAUCAUGCAAGACCUUGAAAGUGUAUCCCAGUACACAGUGGAGGACGCAGACUCCUUCCCACUAGGAGAGAAAAAGCUGCAGUCCCAACUCAAUCCCAGAGGUGUCUUUGACAACUCAUUUUUUGCUGCUCAAAUCAUGUACCACAGAGUAAAGGAUAGACUGAACGUCUUUUUGUCUUUUCCACCCGUGUCAGUCACCACAGCCAAAGAUGUGCUGGACUUCACCCCUGUGGAGACACUCAGAUGUUCGAAGUCCCCUGACACUGCUCCUGUUAAGGACAGGAGCCGCCCUCCGUCUGUGAGAAGUGAGAAGCCAUUUUCAAAAGUCAGUUUGACUAAGAGGUUUAAAGCCCUUGUGUCUUCGAGUGGCUCCUCCACAGACCACCAUGUAAUUGACACAUGCAGUGAGGAUGUCAGUCUGCCCACCAGGAGUAUGUCAGUUGUGAGCGACACCAGUUUGAAGAGAGCCUCUCCUCUCCAUGGUUGUGGAUUGAGUGGAAGUUGUGACCCUCUUGUGGCUCUACAAGACGGAACAGUGGCAUUCAGCCAAGAAGGCUUAGGCAAAACUGCAAAGAAGACACUGAUCCUAAAUGUGAUCAAGUGCAGAUUGGCCAACUCUGAGAGUUCAUCUGUUGGGCAGAAUGCAAGUGAGGAGUGUCUGAUAGCCACUAACAUGUUAGACUCUCUACUGGAGAGCCUUGACCUGUUGCCUGACAUGAGCGCUGCCGAUGAGAUCACAAGGACAGAAUGCCAUACCUCUAAUGCAAUGGACAAGACAGGUUCACAGUCAGCGCUUGUGAGCCAACAAGAAAUGAACAUAUCUGACACCGGUAUCAUAGUGAAAACUAUAAUGGACACAUUGAAGACAGACGACCCAGAGAUGACUUCAGCAGAAGAAAAUCUGGAUAGGCUUCUGUCAAUUGAAGCCCUUCAAGAUGCGUCUGGCAACCUGAUCGCAAAGGUCCAUGGUCUCAUUCAGGAGAUAACCAUAAGCCGCCAGCUUCAAUCCAUGACUGGCCAUAGAAGCCUCUCUCAACCAGCGCUGCCAAAGCCAGCACUGAGGAAGCUGUCAAAGGACGAUGCGUCAGAGCUCAUUUACAGCUUUGCCCACACUUCUGUUAGCAGACUCCUGGGGCAGUGUUUGGGUAGGCCUAUGCCACCCACUGCUGACAGGGUUUUGGAUCAGGUCAUCAAGUUGAUGACAGACAUGGUGAUGGACAGUCUGACUGAUCUGUCCAAGUCUGCAAUGGAGGGUGACACCAGCAAUGCCGCAAGUGACAUCACUCAUGGCGUUGUGGCUGACCUUAAUGCUACUGAGGAAUUCCCUGCCAGGGGCCUUAGCCCGGCUGAUGUAAAGGCUGACGGCAUGGCCCGCCUUCCCUCUGCCAGAGGGGAAGAGACUAAGAAGAACAGGAAGUGGCGCUUCCUACCCAAAAUUGGCACGAUUCCAAAGAUCAGGAUGAAGCUGUUCAAGACAAAAGGGGAAACGAAGAGCCACCCUGAACAGGAUGCGCUGCCUACCAAACGUCUCAGAGAAACUCGUAUUUCACAGAAUGCUGGGUGUGAGGUUCCAGAGGUUCCAUCCACUUCCCCACCCAAGGAGGACCUGACAACCACACUGGCCCCUGCUCCCCAGGAGUCCCAGUCCCGUAAACACCCUCUCUUAGUCAGGGUGUUACGAGCUAUCUCCAGAGCCGUCUCCAAACCAUUCAGAGGAGCUUUUGGGAAGAAGAAUUAGCCAAAUGCCUGAUUUUAUUACUAUUUUAAUCAGAGCCUUUAUUUAAUAAAACAUUACUGCAUUGA